Scophthalmus maximus (turbot) is the source of this 1731-nucleotide messenger RNA. RefSeq names its product twist family bHLH transcription factor 1a (gene twist1a). Lineage: Eukaryota; Metazoa; Chordata; Actinopteri; Pleuronectiformes; Scophthalmidae. The transcript is spliced from 4 exons. Gene Ontology annotation, molecular function: RNA polymerase II transcription regulatory region sequence-specific DNA binding; DNA-binding transcription factor activity, RNA polymerase II-specific; protein dimerization activity. The record is from RefSeq and is a predicted model, not a curated record. Gene Ontology annotation, biological process: regulation of transcription by RNA polymerase II; developmental process. Bases 665 to 1216 code for a protein of 183 amino acids.
GUUUCGGAUUGAAAGAGUUGUGUUUGGAGCAGGGACAUGCAGGCCCAAAGGGAGCUUGUGGCAGUGUCUCCCCCCCCCCCCCAAAAAAAGGGGUCCAGGUCGGUCCUGCUGUUGCCCUCCGCGUUUGUGUCACCCUUCCAAGUCCAUCCUUAUCACCUCCAGUGUUUGCAUUGCGCUCCGGCCGUACACCGCCUGCAGCGUCCCGCUGUGAGCACGGAUCCGCCCUGUGAGCUCCCUGGGACGGCCUGUCUUUUAAACCUGAGCCGCGGUGUCGAGAUCCCUGCGUGAGACGGACCCAUUUAAGCGCAUACCUCGACGCGGGGCUGCUGACGGGAAAAUAAACACCCCGGCCUGCUUGUGCGAGCGGAGGCCCCCUGCUGUGACAACCUCCUGCGUUUCGUAUUAUGUUACACUCCUCCACCCAAUCACAGCGCUCCCCCAAAUCCUCCUGCCUGCUCCUAUAAGAGCCCCGAUCGUCCCAGUCUGGCAGCCACCUCUCUCUCUCUCCGUGGCGCACGAGAUUUACCGUAAUACCAGCCCACACCCCACUGCAGGCCACACUCCCCAUACCUGCCCUGUUUGUUGAUGUUGUAACCAGUUCAGGGGAUUCGGGUCAGGGGUUAUAGCGGUGCUCCAGACCACAGAACAGUUUUGGGGAGAGACGAUGCGGGAAGAGGACUCCACCACAAUGGACAGCGCGGGGAACAGCGAGGAGGAGACCGACCGUCAGCUGCCGCGCAGAGGAGGCAGGAGGCGGCGGGCGGCACGGAGGAGCGCGGACGCGGAGGAUGAGGAGGGAGACGAGGAGAGUCCGAGCCCGGGGAAGAAGAAAUGCAGAAAGAGCAGCGACGGUGGAGGCGACAGCGCCGGGAGCGGCGGCAGUGAGGCCAGCAGCAGCCCCGCGCGCUCCUUCGAAGACCUGCAUACGCAGCGCGUGAUGGCCAACGUCCGCGAGCGGCAGCGGACACAGUCUCUCAACGAGGCAUUCACGUCGUUGCGAAAGAUCAUCCCGACCCUCCCCUCGGACAAACUCAGCAAGAUCCAGACGCUGAAGCUGGCGGCCCGGUACAUCGACUUCCUGUGCCAAGUUCUGCAGAGCGACGAGCUGGACGCGCGAGGAACCAGCUGCAGCUACGUGGCGCACGAGCGCCUGAGCUACGCGUUCUCGGUCUGGAGGAUGGGGGACGCGUGUUCUCUGUCUACUACGUCCCACUAGCAGGGCUGCUGUGGAUGGGACAGCGCGAUUGAGGAACCAGUGGAUCAGACCAACCCUUCAGAUAGACUGAAACAGGCCAAUCAGAGCGGAGGCCAUGCAGGCACAGCCGCUGUGCGUCAGGCCUGAGAGGGGCGCGGGCUUUUCAUCUUUCCCUUUGCACGGACUGUGCGGUUUGCAAAGGAGCACUUAGGACAGACAGGACGGACAUGAAGAAAAAGAGAGACCACUGCGACUAUGAAUGUUGAAAAAACGAAAGGAGCUCCGAGGAACUGCUCUGCUUUGACACGAGUGGGGAAAAAGACAAUUCAUAUCAUAUUCUUUGUGAAACAGCAGAUGAAGUAUUUUGUAUUUAUUUUUUAUACAGGUGCAACAUUCCUCUCCCCUCUUCUCAAAUAAAAGUUAUUUAUUUUUUGGGUAAUCACAGAAUGCUGAACGGAUCUGGAGUCUGCGCAUUUGGAGUGCUGUAAAUAUUUGGUAGUACCUUAAAUAAAAUAAAAAUAUGAAGGUAUCUUUCA